Messenger RNA from Helobdella robusta, 1143 nucleotides. RefSeq lists its product as hypothetical. The transcript has 4 exons. The record is from RefSeq and is a predicted model, not a curated record. Gene Ontology annotation, biological process: dendrite self-avoidance; homophilic cell-cell adhesion; axon guidance. Gene Ontology annotation, cellular component: axon; plasma membrane. The annotation marks the transcript as partial. Gene Ontology annotation, molecular function: cell-cell adhesion mediator activity. NCBI's taxonomy places the organism in Eukaryota, Metazoa, Annelida, Clitellata, Rhynchobdellida, Glossiphoniidae.
CCAAUAUUUACAGAGGCUCUGAGAGAUCAGCAAGUCAAAGAAGGUACCAAAGUGGUACUUUCUGUUAAGUUUUCUGGCGAACCUGCUCCUCAAAUCAAAUGGCUCAGAAACGACGGCCAAAUAAUUCCAAGUUCCAGUUUUAAAAUUGUUGUCGAUCACGGAUAUUCGGCGCUGGAAAUCAAAGAAUUCUUUCCCGAAGAUGCAGGCUUGUAUACAGUGGUGGCCAGAAACUUGGGAGGCGAAACAAGAACCUCAUGUCAUCUCGACAUCGAAGGUUUGAGUUUGUCGUCAGGAAUUCCCGGAUCUCAAGUACCAUGCAAGCCAAAAUUUGUGGAUUUCUUGCAAAACAAAGACGUGCAGGAGGGAUCCAGGGCUCACUUCAAAUUUCACGUUUCAGGCAAACCUGUCCCGGAAAUUACAUGGUACAAAAACGGAGUAGAAGUUAGACCCGACAAAAAUCAUGACAUCAUUAAAAAAGAAGCUUUGGUUCAGUUGAUCAUUCGACACGCAACACAAGAAGACACGGGUAGAUACGUCUGUGUCGCCAAAAAUGAAGGUGGUCAAGUGCAAAGUAGCGCUCAACUGAAUGUUAAAGCACCCCAAGAACCACCUCGUUUCCUCGAUCGACUGCAAUCAACUUCCGUAAGAGAAGGAGAUACUGUCAAACUCUCCGUCAGAGUUACGGGCAAACCAGAACCUGAAGUGACAUGGUUCAGACAAGGACAACAAAUUAUGAACACGAAAGAUUUUCAAAUAUCAAAAUCAGGCGACGAGCACAUCUUACUGAUACCAGAAGUGUUUGGCGAGGACCAAGGCAAGAUAACGGUUAAAGCAACGAACAGUGCGGGACAAUCGCAAUGCACUGCUGAUUUAAACGUAGAAGCUCUUCCCAAUCCGUUUCCACCAGAAUUCUCAGUUCCGUUGAGUGAUCAAGUUAUUCAGGAAGGGAAUCCAGUCUCCUUUAUGACAGAAGCUUCAGGAUUUCCUUACCCUCAAUACAUCUGGCAAAAGGAUGGCAGGGCAUUAGAUUCCUAUAAGGAUUGUUCCAGGUACAACGUUGAACAGAAUGGAUCUAGGUUGGUUAAUUUGUGGAUUGGUUGGAUGGUUGCACGCUUUUGGAGUUGUCCGUUUAAUACUUAUUGA